Molecule: messenger RNA, 507 nt
Organism: Passer montanus (Eurasian tree sparrow)
Lineage: Eukaryota; Metazoa; Chordata; Aves; Passeriformes; Passeridae
Product: glycosylphosphatidylinositol anchor attachment 1 protein-like
Exons: 3
Coding region: 49-429 (126 amino acids)
Biological process (GO): attachment of GPI anchor to protein
Cellular component (GO): membrane; GPI-anchor transamidase complex
Source: RefSeq, a predicted model, not a curated record
CCCCACAGCACCCACAGGGCCCUGUCCGGGGGUGGCCAGCGGGGCUGGAUGUCCCUGAAGCUGCUGGCCCUGCUGGCCCUGGCGCUGCUCCUCUCCUGCCUGGCGCUGCUCAACUUCUCCCUGGGCUUCCUGCUGGGUGCCACCCUGGUGCCACCCGCCGCCGCCGUCAGACCCGGGGGCAACAGGCUGCCCCUGGCCAUCCUGCUGGUGCUGACCACGCCCGGGCUGUCGCUGUUCCUGGCCGUGCUGCUGGAGCGGGAGCUGCUGGAGGCGCCGGCGGGGCUGGGCGAGGCCUGGCAGCGCUUCCUGGGGGCGCUGGGCCAGGGGCUGCUGCACGAGCACCUGCACGGGGCCCAGCUCAGCCCCCUGCUCUGCCUGGGGGCCUACCCCUGCUGGCUGCUGCUCUGGAACGUGCUCUUCUGGAAGUGAUGGACACACGGACACGGCACGGACACACGGACACAGCAUGGACACGGCAUGGACACGGCAUGGACACACGGACAGACC